AUGACCAAGUUGCUUUCCCUAAGCUUCAGCUCUAAUAAUCUUAGCGGACCAUUGCCCACGGAGCUUGGAAAACUGACCGCGUUAAAGCAGCUCCAUUUGACUGACUCUUUCUUCUGUUAUCAAUCCAGGUACAUCGAUAGCAGUGGAGUGAGCGGACCAAUUCCACAAGAUCUUGCGAAUUUGAAAUCCCUGCGGAAACUUUGGGCAUCUGAUAAUCUCUUCACUGGAAAGCUUCCUGAAUUUCUCGGAACGUUGACGGAGCUUGUGGAUCUGCGAUUUGAAGGGACGUCCCUCGAAGGUCCCAUUCCGGACAGUUUUGGCGCUCUAACUAAAUUGGAAAAUCUCAUAAUUGGCGAUCUUGUCGGAGAUGACUCGUCUCUUGAUUUCUUGAGAAAUCAAACAAGUUUAUCUGUGCUAUCUUUGAGAAGUUGUCAACUAUCAGGACAAAUUCCAGAUAUCAUUGGCACUUUUUCUAAGUUGAAAUACCUGGAUUUGAGCUUCAACAAGUUGGAAGGCACAAUUCCAGAUUCAUUCCAAGGUUUCACUAAACUGCAAUUCUUAUUUCUUGGAAACAACAACUUGACUGGGCCGCUUCCUGCGAAUAUCGUCAGUCAAAGCCUCACCGCCUUAGACGUGUCGUUCAAUCCGCUUUCUGGAAAUUUACCGGUGAAUGUGGACAUGAGUGGAUAUUCAAUGAACUUUGUCGGGACAUCCAUAAACGCAGAUUAUCUGGCGGACAGGAAGGCACUGGAGAUGCUUAGCUGCCUUGAAGCCGGUACAGAAUGCGCAAACAAAGCCAAAUCCACUUCCUUUUCUAUCAACUGUGGAGGCACGGAGCAAACAUCAGCAGCCAGCGUGAAAUACGACGACGACUCCAAAACGCUCGAAGCUGCUUCGGUUUACAUGAGCUCCGAUCGCCAAUGGGGUGUCAGCAACAGCGGGUACUUCAUCUUCACUUCCAAUGGACCUCAGUACAUAGUGAAGACGGACUCCCAAAUAACCGGGACUCUAGAAUCGGAGCUGUACAAGACGGCCAGAGUCUCGGCAAGUUCCCUGCGGUAUUAUGGCCUCGGCCUGAAGAAUGGAAAGUACAGCGUCGAGCUUCACUUUGCGGAGAUCAAGAUGGAGGAUGAUGACUCGCGGUCCUGGAAAGGCCUCGGGAGGCGUGUAUUCGAUGUCUACAUUCAGGGCGAGCGUGUCCUCCAAGAUUUCGACAUCCGAAAGCAAGCGGGAGGAUCCAACAGGGCCUUGGUGAGGACGUUCGACGCAAAUGUCACGAACACGGUCCUGGACGUUCACUUCCGAUGGGCAGGGAAGGGCACUUGCUGCAUACCGUCGCAGAGCACGUACGGGCCGCUCGUCUCGGCGAUCAGCGCCUCUCAAGUCUCAGGUGUCGACGGCACGUCAUCCGACGACAACAAGAAGCGUGUCGGGAAGAUAGUCGGGAUAGCAUUUGGGUGCGCGGCCGGUCUGGUCAUAGUCUCGUCGGCAUUCUAUCUAUGGUGGGCGAGGGAAGCGCCGACCGGGCAGAUGCGAGUCCACACGGGAUCGCCGAAAAGAGUCGAAUGAUCUCGGCGAUUGGGGUUUCAGGUUCAUUUGCCGGAGAGAAUGAAGCCUUCCAAGUGUAAAAUCCAUGGCUGGCUGUACGUGGUCUACUAUCAGAAGAUAACUAGCGAGCUGUCUAUUUGCAACGUAAUGUACUAGUCAGGUUGAUUAUCCCUUUGCUUUUACAAGGACCCUGUCCUCGUCCCUGUGAUGGUUGCUGUAUUUUCUUUCGCUCGUCAAAAGCUUUUUUAAAAGCGUUAAGCAAGUCAAAACACUUCAGUUAACACAAAA
Eucalyptus grandis is the source of this 1836-nucleotide messenger RNA. Its product is annotated as probable LRR receptor-like serine/threonine-protein kinase At1g56140. Lineage: Eukaryota; Viridiplantae; Streptophyta; Magnoliopsida; Myrtales; Myrtaceae. Gene Ontology annotation, molecular function: protein binding. The record is from RefSeq and is a predicted model, not a curated record. The coding region runs from base 1 to 1569 and encodes 522 amino acids. The transcript has 15 exons.